GCAACUUAUUUCUAUUACAUUUUCCAAUAACAAACUCCAAUAAUAACCUCCAAUACAACUUCCAAUAAGCUGAAUAAACUGUGCAGCAACAAAAAAACUUUUCAAGGACAAAAUUUCAGCUAUGGAGGGUGCCACUUUCUCGCCAGAAAGAUCACAACCAAAUGACCAGAAAUCCGAAGGAAUUUCGAUCAAUGCUAUCACAACUGCACCAGACCAGCUCUCACCAAGAGAGGGCAUUAAUGGGGGCGAGGUAGCAGACUUUCCCGACUCAGAAGAUUGGGAAAUAGUUGGGUAUCUUGAUAAAAACCAAAUCGAACAAAUCAACGGUUUGGACCCAAACUCAGAUCCAGACACACUCAAAGCACACAAAGAGAUUGAAUGGCCUGCUCUUUACUUCAAGACUUUCACUUGCUUUUCAAGGCUUCCGCUUGAGCUUAGACGUAAGAUCUGGUUCCAUGCACUACCAGAGCCACGACUAGUAAAUUUUGAGUUGUACCCGAAACCCGAACUAGUGCUACAUCAGAUCCAACACCCAGAAUUCAUCAAUAUCGCUGUCAGGGAUUAUACUCUGACUACAGAUGACGUCAAAAACAAAGAGAUGAGUCUUGAUAUUCAUCCAUUUUUUUUGACAUGCCACGAAUUUAGAGAUGUAUUUCUGGAAAAUUACGAGAGCUUCGAUAUGCAUACCCAGCUACCCGCCGAUGGUAGAUGUCUUUACACGCCGCCUAUGCUACCCACUUACUCGACUAUAUGUCAUGUGAGAAUGAAAAAUACUCCCAGUCAAUAUUAUAUUGACCCUAAAGUCGACCGAUUGGUGUUUGACAGCCUCGAAAAAUCAUUCGAGAUUCUCUCUAGCAUCGGCAUAACCUUGAACCUCUCGGCGUUUCGAAAUAUUGCAAUUACUCAGUAUUCAGAGCAAGGUAAUCGGAGCGUCGUUUCGGAAUCAACCUGGAAGGCCAUCGAAGAUAACUUCCCUCGACUCACAAGUGUCAAUUUUUGCGGGAAUUUUGCCGGCGCUCAUGUAGGUAGACUUCCCAUGAGAAUCCCGACACUUACUCGCUUUCACCCCUUAACCCAAGACACUAUCGGUGAAGUGAACAGGCAAACGCUUUACCAAGAUUCUCAUGGACUGAUAACCCCAAAUGCCUGGAUUGUCAAUGCUCAUCACAUGAAUGUUAUUGCUAGGGCAGCCUACAAAACCAAGCGAAGCUUCCUCGAGCGAUCAAAUACACAUGGCAACUACUGGAAGGGAGUCGAUUUCACCAUAUCUUUAUGGAUGGAGCACACAUUGCAUCGUGCGAAAGAUUACAUUCAAUUGCAACCCAGAAGACCAAUUGAAGGAGAUCAAGACAAUACUUACUACACUCAAGCAGUGGGAAGUUUUGAUAUCGGAAGCGCAUAUUUGAAGCGUUCGGGCGGAACGUCGGUCAUAGACUGCUAUGCAGAUGGCACGUUGUUCAAUUCUGAGACGGCCAUGAAGAAGGACCAGCUUCAUGGAACACAUGAAGGCGGUAAAAGCAAGUAUUUGACAUGGCCAUGGAAUUGCCCUUCUUCAGACAACGGUGAUUCAUACGACAACUCUCGAUUCAAGAAUCAGGUUUUUAGGGCUUUGUAGAAGUUUACAUCAGCAAGAAGAUACUAGCUUGCAGGGUACAUCACUGUUGUUGAAAUAAGUGAAUCCUAGCGUCUUAGAUAGUUUCA
Botrytis cinerea B05.10 is the source of this 1701-nucleotide messenger RNA. RefSeq lists its product as hypothetical. NCBI's taxonomy places the organism in Eukaryota, Fungi, Ascomycota, Leotiomycetes, Helotiales, Sclerotiniaceae. The record is from RefSeq and is a predicted model, not a curated record. The transcript is spliced from 2 exons. Bases 122 to 1615 code for a protein of 497 amino acids.